Molecule: messenger RNA, 1806 nt
Organism: Cyprinodon variegatus (sheepshead minnow)
Lineage: Eukaryota; Metazoa; Chordata; Actinopteri; Cyprinodontiformes; Cyprinodontidae
Product: GTPase IMAP family member 8-like
Exons: 6
Coding region: 1-1806 (601 amino acids)
Molecular function (GO): GTP binding
Source: RefSeq, a predicted model, not a curated record
AUGGUGGAGAAGGAGCUGGAGGGAAAGAAGGCCAAACAGAGAGGAGCAGGGAAGACCUCAGCAGCCAAGGCCAUUCUAGCUCAGACAGAUCUUCAUUCAGCUUCCAACUCAUCAGAGUGUGUUAGAAACCAGGGAGAGGUGUGUGGACAUUGGGUUUCUGUGGUGGAGCUGCCUGCCUUGUAUGGAAAACCUCAGCAGGAAGUGACAAAGGAAUCAUUCAGGUGUAUCUCUCUCUGUGAACCUGAGGGUGUCCACGCCUUCAUCCUGGUCCUACCUGUGGGUCACCUCACUGAUGAAGACAAGGGAGAGUUACAGACCAUCCAGGACACAUUCAGCUCUAGAGUCAAUGACUUCACCAUGAUCCUGUUCACCACGGAGUCAGAUCCUGAACAUCCAGCUGUAGUUAAGUGUCUCAAAAAAGAUAAAAAUAUCAAGGAGCUUAUUAAGAGAUUCGAGAAAAGAUACUGUGUUCUCAAAAGCAGCAACAGAGAGCAGUUCUCUAAUGUAAUAAAUUUUGUAGUAAGAAAGGACCAAAGGUGCUACACAUCAGGAAUUUUCUUAGAUGCUUACUUAGAGAAACUACUUCAACAAGAAAAAAAUGUUACUGGACAGCACCACCGACCUUCCAUUUCAUCACCACAGAAUAAAAGCCAUUGGACAUAUGAGUGCCUCCGGAUUGUUCUUAUUGGGAGAACUGGAUGUGGGAAGAGCUCUUCAGGAAACACAAUUUUGGGUAAACCAGAGUUUGAAGCCAAAGUAAGCCAGAAGUCAGUCACAAAGCGCUGCAAGAAAUCAAAGGGUGAAGUGGAUGGUCGUCCUGUUCUUGUGGUGGACACUCCUGGUUUAUUUGACAGCAGCUUAAGCAACGAAGAAGUAAAUAAAGAAUUAUUGGAAUGUAUUACCCUUCUGGCACCAGGCCCACAUGUUUUUUUAGUGGUGUUGCAAAUUGGAGCAAGGCUCACAAGAGAGGAGAGGGAGACAUUAGACCUUAUUAAAAAAGGUUUUGGGGAAAAUUCUGUAAAGUUCACCAUCAUACUUUUUACCAGAGGAGAUUCCCUUAAAGAUAACCAGUCCAUAGAAGAUUAUAUAGAAAAUGACUGUGAUGACUACUUUAAAAAACUUAUUGCAGACUGCGGGGGACGAUGCCAUGUAUUUGACAACAAUGACCCCAAAAACCACAGACAGGUAGAGGAACUGAUUAAAAAGAUUGACAAAAUCGUUGCUAGAAAUGGAUGUUUUACCAAUGAGAUGCUACUAGAGGCUGACACAGCAAUUCAGGAACAAAAAACCAGACUCCUCAAGGAGAAAGAAGAAGAACUACAGAGACAAAAGAAGGAACUAGAAGAAAGUCACCAGAAGGAGAAAGACGAAAUUAAAAGAAGACUGGAGGAUGAAAAAGAAAGAGCUAAACAAGCAAUGAAGCAAAGCAACAACAAUAUCAGGAAGAUAAGGAAAGAACUUCAGCAUGCUCAAGAUGAAAGGUUGAAAGAACAAGUGCAGAGAAAAGCGGAAGAAGCCAGAUGGAACCGUGAGAGAGAGGCUUUAAAGGGAGAUAUUGACUGCAAUCUCACAGGAACAGCUCUCAUCAGAGUCACCAGCGAUCUGCUGAUGGCCUCUGAUUCAGGUUUCAUGUCCCUCCUCAUUCUUCUCGACCUCUCUGCUGCGUUUGACACAGUAGAUCACCACAUCCUCCUCCACCGCCUCCAGCAUUUCAUUGGUCUCUCUGGCACUGCCCUCCACUGGUUUCACUCCUUCCUCACUGACAGGACCGAGUACGUGGCCCUGGGGCCGCCUCAGUGCCCAUGA